CGCAGACGUGUUUGGUGUAAUGGAUGCGGGAGAAAGAUUUGAAGACAGGCGAUUCGUUCCUGAAAAGGCAAAAUGAUGUCACGGGGGCGUGUUGAAGCGCUUGCACAUUUUCCCCAUCUGCUUUCUUCUGGCAAAUGAAUCUAUCAAUUGUCCAUCAUUACAAUGUGCUCUGCUCUACUUUUUAUUUGUUGGUUUUGGAUGAUUCCACCGUGGGAAAGGAACUGCUGGUCUAUCUAGAAUCGUCGUUUAUGGGUCCGCUCAUCCAGCAAAAUGCAGCUAGGACACAAGGCCAAAGGCAAAGUAGAGCGCGAAAUCGGUCAUCUGGAGGAUUCUCUAAGACGCCUUAGGCGCUUUUGUCCUUCCUUGUAUCGAACCAAAGCUCACAUUGUUAAUACGAAGAACAAAGUAGGAAAAUUGGGCAAUCUCUUCAAUCCGAACCAUCGCCACGACGAGGCCCAUGAGCUCAUGACAGACCACAAAAGAACGGAUAUUGCGCAGUCCCAUCGAUUCAGCUCCUUUGCGCCGGUCCGUGAGGGUAACAAGAUCAAGUGGUACGUCGAUGCUCGAGACUACUUCUGGGCUGUUUCCGAGGCUCUUGAGAAGGCCAAAGAGUCGAUAUACCUGGCAGACUGGUGGAUUUCUCCGGAAUUAUUCUUGCGAAGACCGCCAUAUGGCAAUCAAUACUGGCGGCUUGAUCAGAUCCUGAAACGUCGGGCAGAAGCUGGGGUCAAAAUCUAUGUUAUUAUAUAUAAGGAGAUGAGUCAAGCAAUCACCUGCAAUUCAGCCCACACGAAGGAUGUUUUCAAUCAUCUUUGUCCAAGGGGCACUCCGGGCUUUGGGAACAUCCACGUUCUGCGCCAUCCAGAUCACUUUGUUUUUGAAAAUGCUGCCGACAUGACCUUCUACUGGGUAAGGGGAAGGAGAGACUUGUACAUAAUAUGGGAGCAUCUUACUUCGGGCUGACCAACUUCCCACAAUGGGAAUUACACAGGCACAUCACGAAAAAUUCAUUGUCAUUGAUCACACACUCGCCUUCAUCGGUGGCCUUGAUCUCUGCUGGGGUAGAUGGGACACCAAUCAACAUUCCUUGGCUGACGUUUAUCGAAAUCCGCUCCUCGAAAUGUUUCCCGGGCAAGACUACAAUAAUAACCGUAUCAUGGAUUUCCAGUCUGUGCAGCAGUGGGAAACGAAUGCGUUGAACAAGUCCGAAUACGCCCGAAUGCCUUGGCAUGAUGUUGCGAUGGGUCUAAUUGGAGAUUGCGUGUACGACAUAGCAGAGCAUUUCAUUCUCCGGUGGAAUAUGGUCAAGCGUGACAAAUACAAGCGGGAUCAGAAUGUCGACUGGAUUAUUCUUGAAGGCCGCACGGGCAGGGAUGAAGACCUUAUCUCUGUUCAGCAUCCAAAGUACCCCUGUGGUGAUUAUAUUCUACAUCCUUUUUCUCCACUAAAAUUGAGACCCCGGGGGGUGCAAGGCACAGUCCGUGCACAGGUAGUGCGCAGUAGCGGCGACUGGAGCAGUGGGAUCCUGGUAGAGCACAGCAUUCAGAAUGCCUACGCGGAGAUCAUCCGCAAUGCCGAGCAUUUCGUCUACAUUGAAAACCAGUUCUUCAUCACUACCACCGAGCAUGGGCAAACACCUAUAUACAACACAGUCGGGCAGGCAAUCGUAGACGCCUGUGUCCGAGCAGGCAAAGAAGGGAGGAAGUUCAGGGUGAUCAUUGUGAUCCCAGCUAUACCUGGAUUCCCUGGCGACCUUAGGAGUUCUGGUGCAACCGGCACCCGGGCUAUUAUGGACUACCAGUUCAAAUCCAUCAACCGUGGUGAGCAUUCGGUAAUGGGCCGAAUUGCUGCACAGGGGGUCGAUCCUAACCAGCAUAUUUUUGUAUUCAACAUGCGUUCAUAUGACCGUAUAAAUUACCCCCCGAAACAAUUAGAGCGGGAUCAGCGCGCCGGCAUGGAUAGCAUUUCUAUCCAGCUUGAACUAGCAGAUGCGCUCAUGGGUGAGGGCGCCUUCCCGGACGAUGAUAAUAAAGGCCAUCGCCAUCAUGGGAAGAGAAAGAGCAGGCGUGCUAUGGAGAAAUACCAACGGAAAUUUGAGUACAUACGAGAGUCCACGUCGCGACUCGAGGAGGAUAAAGCAGACCGUAGAAUCCGAGGCAAGGACUCUGUUGCAGAAAUUGCCAUGGCCAACGGUGGGAAAAUGUCAGACGAGCAAUGGGAAGGGGAUCCAGAGCGCGAGAAGAAGCAUUUUGUCCAAGAACAGCUGUAUAUUCAUGGCAAACUAUGCAUUGUGGAUGACCGGGUUGUCAUAUGCGGCAGCGUCAAUAUAAACGACAGGUCCCAACUAGGCGACCGUGACAGCGAACUCGCCAUAGUCAUGGAAGACCAAGACCUCAUCGACAGCACGAUGGACGGCAAGCCCUACAAAGCAGCCCGUCAAGCAGCUACUCUCCGCCAACACCUCUGGAAGGAACAUCUCGGCCUGCUACCAGCCCAGAAACCAGAAGCACAGGACGACCCCAACGCCCAACCCCCAGACGUCUGCAUGAACCAAGUCAUCGAGGGCCCGGAAAACGAGCUCGUCCAGGAUCCCCUCGGCGAUAAGCUCUGGAAGACGUGGACGGAGACGGCGACGCUGAACACCGAGAUCUACCGAUAUCUCUUCCACGCGGACCCGGAUGAUUGCAUCCGGACAUUCGAGGAUUAUGACCAUUUCAGACCCCCGGGACGGUACAAGGAGGGCCAUCUCUUUGAUUCCAAGUUACCUGCGGCCGAGGUGAGGCGGAAAUUGGACCAGAUCCGGGGUCAUGUAGUCUGGAUGCCUUUGGAGUUCUUGAGGGACGCAGAGAUGGCAGAACCAGGAUUAACUGUAAAUAGAAUUACAGAGAGUAUAUACACAUAGACUAGAUAAUCCCAGUUAGUAGCUGAAUACAGCGAAUCUAUUCACAGAACAAAUGUUCAAGGUAAGCAACUGGAAGCAACUGGGAGCAACUGGUCUCACAGCCCCAUUUACAUAUUGACAUUUGAGAAAGAAAGAGAAAUACACCGCAUAUGCUGUACACGUUUGCUAUGGUAUGCCCAUGCACAGCGUAAAUGUUCAGGUAAGACAGCCGCAGGGCGAUAACUAACCCAAUUAACUAUGCCCCGAUCUAUCCAGGUAAACCCGGAAUUAUCACGACCUCAUUGGUGCCUUUGCGUAAAAGUAAUUCAGAUGAUGUACCGAUACAACAGGCUGCGUAUGCUGGUGAUUUUCCACUACCAGAGGAUGAUGAUGCUGCAUGUAGAUCUCCCGCAGAAUGACAAACAGAAGGACCUUGUUGGAACAUGGUGAGUUCAACUGUG
This is a messenger RNA of Monascus purpureus, 3342 nucleotides long. The record is from the annotation of a GenBank genome assembly. Lineage: Eukaryota; Fungi; Ascomycota; Eurotiomycetes; Eurotiales; Aspergillaceae.